Clunio marinus is the source of this 1391-nucleotide messenger RNA. The record is from the annotation of a GenBank genome assembly. Lineage: Eukaryota; Metazoa; Arthropoda; Insecta; Diptera; Chironomidae.
ACAGGAUAUACAACUACGAAAUUUUUUGUUUACAAAAAAUUAUUUUUAAUCAAAAAUUAUAACUUUUAAUUUACUUUCAACUACCUAAUUUAAUUAAAACUUUUGAAAUAUUAAACUAUGUAUUUCUCUCAGUUUACACUCACGCUUAUUGAAGAAGUUAAAAAACGGGAAAUACUUUAUAACACUAAGUAUGACAAGAGACCGAAGCCAGAAAAGGAAGAAGCUUGGAGGGGAAUAGCUGAGAAGCUGAAAGUUGAUAGUGAGAAAUGUAAGAAACACUGGAAGAAUGUUCGAGACCGUUUCGUGAAGAUUAUGCAUCAACGUAAUCGUCAUUUUGCUUUAGGUGGAAGUGAAUUAGAUGCACCUCAUUACAUUUACUUUGACAAAUUAGCAUUUAUGACAGAGUUCUCAAUCAAAAAAGAGAUACAAGUGAGCAAUGAUUCUUAUGAAAUGAUAUUGAACAUUUCUCCAGAUCGGUUGAUUUACGAGAAAGUUGUCAACGAAAGAACCAUGCAAAUGGAUUACACUGAUCAAUUUCUAGAAAACGUGAGGAAAUACCCAAUUCUAUAUGACGAAAACGCUGAAAUGAGAAAAUAUCGCUCAAAAGAAGUUUGGAAAACACUUACUGAUCAUUUUGGAAAGUUCAGUGUUGGAAAACUUCGAAAUUAUUGGAUAACAUUAGUGAGGAAAUAUAAACUUUACUUGGAGGGAGCUUAUGAGAAUAUCGAAAAUGAAGACAUCUUUGAGAAAAUGUCGUUUGUCAAAACAGGAGCUGACACAAAGAAUAAACAAUCUUCAGUUUCGAGUGAAUUCAUUUUUCAUUCAAAUGACGAUUCGAGACUGGAGACGCACAACAGUAAAUCAUAUUUUGAAGAACUUGAUGAAGAAUUUUUGUGUGAGGAAAUAGAAAAUAAUGAAAUGAACUCUUUUAAAGGAUCAGAUGACGAAAACGACACAGAAUAUUUUACAACAAUUUCAGAAGUUGUUGAUGUUAUAGAGGAAACAGAAGAAUUUGAAGAAGAAGCUGCACCCAAACCUAAAAGAAUAAAAACUUCAACUUCUGAUUGUGACUUCAAAACUAUUGUAGUGACAGAGUCUAAAGAACAAAAUUCUUUUUCACACCUUACCGAUUUUAAUGAGAAACUUGACACGUCUUCGUCACAGAAAGAAAUUCCUUCGACUAUUUCUAAUCCUGAAAAUGAAUUUCUUCUAUUCGGCAGAAAAGUUGGACUUAAACUUCAAUCUCUAGCCAACAGAAACGUCAUCGCAGCACAAAAAGCUGAAAUUCAAAUCUUACAAAUUUUCAUGAACUUAGAAGAGUCUCUUGAAAGCUAAAAAUUUCUAUGCAAAAUAAAAUUUAAUAUAAAUUAAUAAAAAUAAUUUUUUUUGUC